Molecule: messenger RNA, 675 nt
Organism: Danaus plexippus (monarch butterfly)
Lineage: Eukaryota; Metazoa; Arthropoda; Insecta; Lepidoptera; Nymphalidae
Product: protein FAM32A
Exons: 2
Coding region: 133-468 (111 amino acids)
Cellular component (GO): nucleolus
Source: RefSeq, a predicted model, not a curated record
GACUCAUAAUAUUGUUGUUUCCUUAAAAGUUAACUACGUAUUGUAUAAAUAAGAAAUAACGGUUAAUUAAGUUUAUUCAUAAUAUUACUUCUUCAUUCAUACUUUCAAAUCUAAUUCUUGCUUAAGACAAGUAUGGUGGAAGAAGACGAAUAUGCUUGUGUAAAUCGAGCUCAACUGAAGAUCAAAGAUAAUUCUGGAAUAAAGAAGAAGAAGAAAAAGAAAGCUAACAAAGAAUCCCAAAAAGCUAUUGAAAACGAAGUCAAAGAACAAAUAAAAUUACAAAAAGUUAAUGUACCAACAAAAACUAAAGCAGAAUUAGCAUUUCAGAAAAUGCAAGAAAAAAUGCAAAAACAAAGGAUCCUUCAAAAGGCUGAGAUGACACACAAACAGCGGGUUGAAAAGUUCAAUCAACAUCUGGACAGCCUUACAGAACACUUUGAUAUACCCAAAGUAUCUUGGACCAAAUAAAUAUAACCUGUAUGAAGGAAUUUCAAUAGGACUAAUUUCAAAUCUUAUUUAGUAAUUUCAAUUUUAAAUUAAGUUCAUCACUGUGCAAGCAUAAAGUGUAUUCAUUAAUAUAAAUUUUUUCUAUCAUUUUGCACCUGUUACAUCAUUCAGAAAAGCUUAUCAUAAAGAUCUUAUGUUCAUUUGGUUUGUAAUAAAUAAAAAAACAAA